Molecule: messenger RNA, 2396 nt
Organism: Canariomyces notabilis
Lineage: Eukaryota; Fungi; Ascomycota; Sordariomycetes; Sordariales; Chaetomiaceae
Exons: 3
Coding region: 198-2192 (664 amino acids)
Source: RefSeq, a predicted model, not a curated record
CUUUCGCGGGCGUGAUCACGAAGCUUGGUGUGUACUAUACUUCGACAUCAAACGCAUGGCUGUCUGAUAGGUUACAUGCAUGCAUAAUACCUGCUGCUACAAACUAUCCUUCGUCCAUGUUUUAUUCCAUCGCCGUUGGAGCAGGACUGCCAGCAAACACUCUACCGUAGUAGAAACCGACUGCACGUCGGGGCGCCAUGGAUGACAUCGUUACCAACAGCGAGCGUUUCGGUCCCGGCGGGUUUAGCGCUUACUCGCAUGGCUGGGUCGAGAGCGACAUUCCCAAACCGUUGCGGAUUACGAAGCGAUCAGCUCAGCAGCGGCAGGUUCGGGUCAGCAGGGACUCCCGUUGUUGCAGCUCUGAAAGCGAUGCUUCGGACAUAAGAACGGAGGAGGAUAGUCCGGAAGAGCGACCCGGUGGUGAGGGAAGCCUGAAGAUGCCGAAGAGGAAGGCAACGCGAUGUGGUCCAGCUGACUCGUGGCCUGUUGGCUGCGACUUUCACAGGCGCACGAGCGGACAGAAUGCAGACGGGUUACCCUCAGACCCGCCCGAGCCGUGUAGGAUUGAAGCACUCUGCUUACGCCCGUCAGUCCAUGCAGCUAAGCUGUUGGUUCCAUGCGCCGAUUCUCAGUAUCAACGAUCCACAACAAGCCGAGAAUCACGUCGGAUUAUAUCCAACGACAGAAGUAGGUUGCACGAAUCGUUUCAAUUAGAGAGUCCGAGCUUGUCGUUGGCAGCUCAAGGGAGAAUCUGGGAUGGUCCUGCGAAUCACCAUAGCUCCUCCAGAGGGGUGAGCCCAACCGUCAACGCUACAGCAGAGAAGCGGAGCAAGCCGCUUUUCUCACCCCGGAAUGGGAGGAGCCAUUGCCCGCCGGGCCCAUCUUCUGACGCUGGCACGCGGUCGGUCACAGCUCCGGAGUUUGUAUCUGCCGGCCCCAGGAGUCAGGGGUGCUCCCCCUACGAGCAAUGUAUCGCGGAUCCGUUUGUAUUGGUCCCCCAGAUCAUCGUGACCCCUGAACAAUGCGCUCUUGGCGAGGGCCUCACAACUCUGUGGGCAGCCGUACAGCUUUCGACACAAUUAUACCGGACUGGCGCCACUGGCAAACACGCAACUUAUGCCACCCUCGCGACCCAUGGCAAUGAGUCGUCUCUACCCGGUAAUAAACGCAAUCCUCGGUAUCGAUACCUGUAUGAUGUGUCAGUUGAGAUAUUGCCCACAAACAGGAGUACAAUUAUCGAGGUGCUAGAUGGCACCGCAUAUUCCGAAUCGGAAAGAACCAUGCUAUAUCCAGGCUCUCGCAUUCUUCUGGUUGUCCAUGCCAAACUUCCACCUGAAGAUCGCGGGCAUAAGCACGGCUAUGCUCGUCAAAGCUCUGACGAUAUCAUGGAAGAGCUUGAGAACUACCUCAGCGGUACCAUGAUGGAAUUCCUAAAAGUUCGCGUCACGUACCGUCACUGUGGCUUUCUCCAGAAGUCAACGCGUGUUGAGACGGCACUGGACGAUUUUCCAACGCAUCAGGGCGUCCCUAGCUUGCAGACAACUGUCCAAACCACGGCAACCGCAACCAUCAUGCGCUACGACUCUGGCUCCCCGUGGUCCCCACGUUGUCACACGCCAGAGCCAAACCCUUUGUUGAAGAUUGUUACCGCGCACUGGGGAAUCAAGAGUGCACGCGAAGUGAUGCAGCGUGUGGCCACCUCCAAGCACAUCCCGUGCAAGAAGACGAGUGCAAUACCGCCGCCAACAGUACUCCUGCCUUCUGCGGCAUCAGUUGUAUUCAACAACGGUCAUCGGGAAGAAAGCUUCGAGAAACGGGACUGGAAGCAAACACCAAGAAUGGAAGUGGCUUCACAACACAGCCCGAUUCGCGCCGCAAGGGGGGCGCCGCCCGUUCCCAAGCGGCGAGCCAGCUUGAAGCAAGCAUCGACAUCAUCACCAUGGUUAGAUUAUCCAACGGGGACAAUCCCGGAACCUGAUGUUCAGCGGUGCACCAGCCUUGACCGGGCGAAGAUGAACCGACUCCAGAAGCGUAGGGGUUCACGAGGAGACAUGGCGGCGGCGCUAGCGUGCCGGAUCAGUUUCCGCAUGAGCAAAGCCAGGGAUGCUUCGCCUACGUCUCGGACGGCUUCAUCUAGCGUCAAGAGGCCAGCAUCAUGGCCCCCAACCACACCUCCCUCGCCCGUACAAUAGGGGGAAGCGCCAGCGGCAUGGAAGGCAGCAGAUGGGAGGCGUCGAAGGGGACUGGAGCGGCAACGGGUCCGGCAUGAGGGAGAGAAGUCGCUCAGGGGCGAUCCGUCGAUUUCUCGGCUAGCUCUGGCAAUGGUAAACGUAGAACCACCGAGGAAAUCCAAACCAGGGAGACUGGCCCUGUGGCGGGUGUUGGAGAACGUCGUG